AUGGCGUCAGAACCAGCAUUAUUGACAGCAAUACAUUUCUUACAAAACCCUAUACCUCAAUAUGUGUUGGGAACAUUACCAGCUAUAGCAAUAACGGGAACAAAUCCAGAAAAUUCUUUGUCAGAUAAGCUUUAUAGGCUAUUACAAUGUCUUAGUUGUCCGUUUAUAGGAUUAUUCUACUUUUGUAAUGUAGUGAGCAAGGAUGCAGGGAGUAAGGAAGUAGAGAGCACAAAAGUACAAAUGAGCGCAUAUUGGCUUGAAAAAGAUGAACAUUCUCUUGAAAAAGAAUAUUUCAUUCACAAUCAGAAUGAUAGCAGUAGCGCUCAAGGGAGUGCCAGCAAUGACGAUCAACCUUCCAUUCAAACUGAAGAUAGCAGUAACGCUCAAGAGAGUACCAGCAAUAAAGAUCAAAUUUCCGGUGAUAGCGUUAAAAUUUCCGUUCAAAGUAAUUAUCUCAUUACUUUUGGAUACUAUAAAAUGAAAUUGAAUUCCGAACAGAAGGCAAAACUAGAAAACUGGGUAGCAAACGCAUCCUUAUUAGAUAGACUGGCAUCAUUAGUGUCUGCAUAUUACAUAUUGGUUGGUAUAUUUGUGGGGAUAUCUAAAGCAGCAGGACCAUGUAUGGAAGAUAAUUCGUUAGAAGAUUGGCCAUUCAUACCAUUGUUAUUCAUUUGGACGUUACCCAUAAUUUACGUAAGAAUAAGAAGGGGAAAAGUAGUAUAUAAAUUGUCAAAAAACGACGAAAAUUAUUUUGAGACUCAUCCAAUACAUGUCACAGCUCUUAAAGGCAAGGAUCGUAAUAAUAAAAGAAUAUAUGUAGCAAUUACUGCUUUAUUUUCAGUAACAACGCCUUGGUUAGCAGUAAUUAUCGCAUAUUACACUCCCCCAAUUGGAUUUUUCUGCCGGAUAAUGGCAUUUGGACAAGUUUCGGAAAUUAUCUAA
Molecule: messenger RNA, 942 nt
Organism: Cetraspora pellucida
Lineage: Eukaryota; Fungi; Glomeromycota; Glomeromycetes; Diversisporales; Gigasporaceae
Source: the annotation of a GenBank genome assembly